Molecule: messenger RNA, 780 nt
Organism: Eimeria necatrix
Lineage: Eukaryota; Apicomplexa; Conoidasida; Eucoccidiorida; Eimeriidae
Product: SAG family member
Exons: 4
Coding region: 1-780 (259 amino acids)
Source: RefSeq, a predicted model, not a curated record
AUGCUCCCAAGGAUCAAUGCACUCGUCAGCGCUUCACUGCUUGUGCUUAGCAACUCAAUAUCGGGCAGCUUUCAACAGGGUGGAACUGUCACUGUCAAAUAUACCGCAAGUCUUGGUGACAGCGUCCAAUGCCUUGACCAGAUCAACACUGCCCGAGGGGCGGCCGGGUUGCCCAACUUCACAGAGGCCACAGACACGAAUACACUGCCUUCGCCGGGUGCACAAGAGCUCCAACAAGGAAGCGAAUGGCGAAAACUUUGUGAACACUUAAUACCCACACAAGAAGCGAACUACCAAGCGGCCACCAAAGCGGAUAAUCCGUUCAAGGAUGGAACAUAUGCAUUCAAAUCUCUCACUGGUGCGCAGUUCAGCUGCAACGACACAGUUGACUACUGGAAGGCAUCAUUCAAAAACUUCACUGGACUUCCGCCGUCAAAAAGUCAAGCCAACGGCCUGUACGACAAACAAGACAACGCUUCAUUCGUGGCCUUGUACAAUCCCUCAUCCAAUGCCACCGCAGACUGCAAGUUUGUGGUGUGCACUAAAACAACAACAGACGCUGGAGAUGACGCUGAAGACACUCGAGUUGUACAAAGCUCACAAAGUGGCUAUGCGUUGAUUUGCAAGACGAUGCCAGCGGCGUUUGCAGAUGAAAAUACCGCCCCUUUCACGCAACAACAAUGGGACGCGAUCGUCUCCUCCCUCACAGGUUCUGCAACGUUCCCAGUCCCAAGCCUUGUUGGUGUUGCCCUCAUCGCGGUUGGCGUCACAGUUGUGUGA